This is a messenger RNA of Pocillopora verrucosa, 1769 nucleotides long. RefSeq lists its product as uncharacterized. Lineage: Eukaryota; Metazoa; Cnidaria; Anthozoa; Scleractinia; Pocilloporidae. Gene Ontology annotation, biological process: peptidyl-tyrosine sulfation. Gene Ontology annotation, cellular component: Golgi apparatus. Gene Ontology annotation, molecular function: protein-tyrosine sulfotransferase activity. The record is from RefSeq and is a predicted model, not a curated record.
CAAAGGUGAAUCGUUCUUAGCGCUACGACCCUUAACACACGAAAUCGGUCCAAUUUUUUCAGUUUCCGGGAAAAGUUUAGGCCAAGAAUUUCAGUUCAUGCACCUGAAAAGUUUGAUGCAAGAGCCAUUCUUCACAGGCUGAAGGGAGAUGUUUCCCAGAUUUCCUCCGUUACAUCAUACGGUGUUCAUCGCGGCCUGCUGGGUUGGUAUGUCUGUGCUUGUGAUCCUGUGGCAUUUUGAACUCACAGGUAAAACUGGCAGUGACAGAAGUGACACAUAUCUACACUCCAUCCAGAAAAGGGCCUUAGAACACACAUCUCAGGAGCAAAACAAUGUCAACAACGAUGGAUCAAUGAAGUUGACAGAGGAAGUAACAAGCAAAAACGAAAUGUAUGAUCGAGUGAACACGCUGUUGCUAUUUGUUGGUUACUCUCGCAGUAGACACAGCUUAGUUUCUUCAUUACUUGACGCUCACCCUCACAUGAUAGUUGCAGAUGAAUCGUAUGCACUGAGAAAAUGGGUUCAGCAACCAGCAUGGAAAACGGAAAAAUCAAGAUAUGAAUUCUUCGAUACAAUGUUGGGAAACUCAGCGCGGUCUGUAAAAAGAGGUCGAAGGUCUCGCGUAGCCAACGGAAGCGCAGCAAAUUUUCAAAUCUUCGGCUACCGUAUUCCAGAUCAGUGGCAGGGAACAUAUGAUCGAUACAUACAGGUGAUUGGAGACAAGACAGCUUGGGACACUGCAGUAAUGCUUCGUCUGCUUGGAACACGAGCCAUUUAUGAAAUGAAAGAGAAACUUGGAGUGAACAUCAAGUUCAUUCAUGUUGUCAGAAACCCAUUUGAUAACAUAGCCACAUUUGUUCUUCGACACAAGGACAUCCAGGCCAGGACCGCUGACCCAAAUGUCAAGAUCAAUGCCAGUGAAAUUUUAGACGAAAAGAUACAACUUUACAACAACUGGGCAGAAGGAACCUUUGUGGCCCACAAAUCCUUUCCGGAGGACUUCCUCAGUGUUGUUAGUAUGGAUGUCGUAAAAAGGCCAGCGGAAUCGCUCAGGAAAAUGUGCCAUUUCCUUCAAGUAACUUGUUCAGAAAGCUACAUUCAGGACUGCGCAGCGAUAGUGGACCCAGUCCCCUCAAUUACCCGACACCGCAUUAUGUGGACGGAGAAGCAGAUAAACAGAGUUUACGCCACAAUGAGGGCGUUCCCGGUAUUGUUUGAGGGAUUUACGUUCGAAGACGUAUGACAUACGUCUUAGAAAUAAUAGACAUAUAGAUAAUAAAUCUUUUUGGGACAGACCAGUGCAGUUAAAACUUUGCUUUUUGUGAGUAUUACAAAUCCUUUCAAUUCCUUCUCUUUCAGUUACUCAGCUCUCGAAUGUAAGCUAAAGCAGAAGACACUUAAUAGAACUAAAGCAGAAAAAGUUGUUAAUAAGGUAAAAAUAGAAUUUGGACAAAAGAUCGGGAAGUUCUCUCAGAUGACCAGGGCCCUGAAGAUAGCAAAAUCUAACAAAUUAUUUGUCUCCCUUUAUUAACAGUUAGGAAAUAGUGUGAUAACUUGUAAGUGAAAUUCCUGCAAGUGAAGAAAAUCAUGCAACUACACUGGUUGGCGGCAAGUGAUCGAUGUCGGGCAGUACAUAUGUUUAUUAUUGCAACCAAAAAUAGUUAACACUGAAUUUGUCGAGACACUGAUAAGAAAUUCAAAUCCACAAAUCUUUUCUGAUAUAUCAUAAAUCCUUAAAGUUGUCGCAGGUAACGGCAAUAAUCAUUACC